This is a messenger RNA of Seriola dumerili (greater amberjack), 3108 nucleotides long. It is a transcript of the gene mtfr1l, whose product is annotated as mitochondrial fission regulator 1 like. Bases 250 to 1191 code for a protein of 313 amino acids. The transcript has 8 exons. Gene Ontology annotation, cellular component: mitochondrion. NCBI's taxonomy places the organism in Eukaryota, Metazoa, Chordata, Actinopteri, Carangiformes, Carangidae. Gene Ontology annotation, biological process: aerobic respiration; mitochondrial fission. The record is from RefSeq and is a predicted model, not a curated record.
CGAACGAAAACAUAGCUGUAUUGUGAAAGACGAAGAGGAGAAGCCGCUACUCGCAAAGAAUCUGAUGUUGUAGCUUUCCAAGAAUCAGCCAUAAUCUACCAUGCUCUAACUAAUCACUCAUUUAUAUCCCAAGAGUUAGCAGUCAGACAGACAUGGCAUCUGUUUGCUGAACUGCUUCAUCUUCAGCCACUACUAGCACCAAACAUUGGUGUGCAACUUCCCAGUGAAUGAGACAGACCCACCAUCACCAUGGAAACAGAAACAGAAGUUAUUCCUAUCUGGCAGAAUAAGCCUCAUGGAUCCACCCGUAGUGUUGUGAGAAGAAUAGGUUCUACUCUCCCACUCAAACCUCCCCAAAGGGCAUGUUUCCAGGAACUACCGGGCCUACCCUCUCUUCGGCCUAUGGAUGGCCCUAUGGUUCCAACCUUGGCAGACAUAGCCUGGAUUGUUGCAGAUGAAGAGGAGACAUAUGCCAGAGUGCGGAGUGACACACGUCCUCUAAAACACGAAUGGCGGCCCACGCCUCUCCUGGUGCUCCACAGGAACUCAUCUGUGCCCAACUUCCGCCGUGAGGGUAAAAGGGUGGAGGGGCUUAGGAAGCCUGGGGUUACAGCACUAAAUCGUACUACAGCACUGCAGGACGAGCUCAGCAGACUCCGUGCACAGAUCGCCAAGAUUGUGGCAAGUGAUUCUGGCUCUAACCCCCUGACUCCUGACCUGCUUUCUCCCGAUGACACAAGUAUGAGCUUCUCCAUGGCGCCUUUCGAGACGGCGUCCUACCAGCCAGCCGCCACGGCUGCUGCUUCUUUUGUCAUCAGUGACGUCACAGAGGAGGAAGAAGAGGAGGAGGAAGAGGAAGAUGAGAAAGAUGUGGUCUCUGUGGUGUCAGAGCUGGUCCCUGACCCUCUGCCGCCUGUUUCCAUGACGGCAUCAGCAACCUUUGACCUGGACAGGCCCAGCAUGGACUUCCGUGAAGCUGAAGAGGAUACGGUGUCGCUGUCAAAAUCCACCAGCUUUGCUGACGUUAUGGACAUCCUGAAGGACAUGAACCGCAUGAAGAUGAGCAAAGACAGGUACAACAGAGGCUGUACAUCCCUUAGAGAGGAAGACUCUGCAACUCUGAUUUCAGAGGCUUUGAAGAAAAAGUUUGUCUUGAAGGAAGAAGAUACUGCUGCUGUGAAACGGAAGUAGCCCAAUCACGAGUUUAUCAUCACUACCCGAUCCUGCUGUUCCAUGCCUUUGCCUGUGGAAUAUGUACCCAUGGAUCCACAACCUUGCUACUCAGACCCAAGGCAAUAGCUGUGUGCCAGAGUUAGAACAAAAAAACACUUUGUCCCAGACAUUCAAAACCAAAUGUGAACUUCACAGGGCUGGUGAAGUAUGAGGUGGAACGGCCAACUCUUGGUAACAAUAAUCGGUUUCAGCACUGUGUGGCAUAUUGCAUUCAUCUCUGAAAAAAAAAAAAAAAAAAAUUUUAUGUUCAAAUUUAUUUUCAAUAAGGAUUCAACAGACUGGUGCCAGUGCUGUCCAUCCAGGGCAUUGUGUUGUAGGAGGGCGCUGAAGGGGCUGACAUCCAAACUAUCAUGACAAUAUUUUUGGACUUAAAUUGAGGAUUUCCCCUUUUUAAGGAGCAUUUUAUUCAUCCUGCUAUGAAAACAGUCCUACAGGAUUUUUUUUUUCUUUUUUGAAUUUUCCAUAGAAGAAAUGCAAAUAAAUGCUUUUGUUUUUUUCUGUUGUGUAAAGAAGUCCUCUAACAUACUUGAAAAUAUUUUUCAGACAAAGAGUGCGCAUGCAGAGACGUACUGUAGCUUAUCAACAGUUUGUGAGGGGGAAAACAAGUUCAGAUCUUUGCUGUUAAUAUUUGCAAUUCAGUACUGAGUUUGCAAAUGUGCACAGCAUCAUGUAUGUUGCUUGCUCUUAUGCCUGUCCCCUUGUUUGUGAUUAACAUAGAUUGGUAGUCACUGAACCAUAUGACACUGAUUUUAAAAUGAAAUACUGAUACAGUUUGAAGAGUGAACUGCAUGAUCUAUAAAUGAAAGGAUGUGUGUGAGUGAAAUUUGCACCUGCCAUUGUUUGCAGCUCUUUGUAUUUCCAGUAAAGGCAGCAACAGAUACAAGUACAGGUCUCUUACUAAUUUCCCCCAAAACCGCUUCUAUGAUGUUACUUACUGAUAUGAAAUCAAAGAGAUGAUUUCAGUUUGAGCAAAGAUAACUGAGCUGUUUUUGAGAGUGCUUUUCCUUCAAUCUGUAUGCAGACUUUUGACAAAACCAUGGGUAAAAUGCUUGUGUGUGUCACAAUGAAUAUUCUUGUUGGCGCCUUACCACAAAACUUAUGCCUGUUCCAAUGCCUGAUUUUAUUCCCAUAUUAGCUCAAAGUGCCAUGGGUUUGUUUUAAUCAGCCCACCCCGUAAUGCCUGCCCUUUCUUCUUCCUGAAUGUGCCCUCCAUCCUCAACUUUAUUAAGUUCCCCAUGUCUUCAUCCCACAAACAUACAAUGAACGACUUUGUUUAGAAUCAGUUGUGAGAGUGGGUUAUUGCUGAAUGUUAAAAAUAACCACUCGCAUCAAAAUACUUUUCUCACUUUUACUUACACUCAUAUCACUCCUGUUUUUCAUCUGUCAUAUUUAUGCCUACAUGACUUGGAAUCCUUUAGUGUAGUUUUGCAGUGUGAAAAGUUACUGCUAACUUGUGUGUUUGAACUGAACAAGAAUGUGCCCAUCCGUGUGUCAUUGUAUGCAGUGGAGUUGAAGUAUGUUUUGUCUUGUUAGAAAUGGCGCUGAACGAGUCUCUGGUAAUUUUUCUCAACAGUUAACUUCCUCAUCAGCCAAAGUGAUGAAGUAUAAACUGAUAAGCUGAAAUACUAUAUGCAAGUUGAAAUAUAUUCAUUGUAUGUCUGUACUUGAGAUGGUGAAACUUGCACAACUUCAGUUGAGGAUUUUUCAGAGAAUUUAUUGACUUUGUUUUGAAUUUUGACUGUUUGUGCGUGCUGGUUUGAGCGUUUCUCACCAUUGUACCUCUGUGUAGGGUUGAGCCCACCACCACCACCUGUACGUUUAUUUUUUUGUCUUGUAUGGACUUGUAAAUAAAGAUGGGCUGAUGUUUUGAAACUA